Leptidea sinapis is the source of this 1609-nucleotide messenger RNA. RefSeq names its product galactose mutarotase-like. The coding region runs from base 105 to 1526 and encodes 473 amino acids. The record is from RefSeq and is a predicted model, not a curated record. Gene Ontology annotation, molecular function: aldose 1-epimerase activity; carbohydrate binding. The transcript is spliced from 10 exons. Lineage: Eukaryota; Metazoa; Arthropoda; Insecta; Lepidoptera; Pieridae. Gene Ontology annotation, biological process: beta-D-galactose catabolic process via UDP-galactose, Leloir pathway; glucose metabolic process.
UGUUUGUGAUUUCAUUUCAUUUACACGUAUUUUUAAAUAUUUUAGAAAAAAAAAUUACAAAAUUUCUAGUAAUUUUUAUAAGAAAAUUUUAAAUACCUCUAACAAUGGCCGAUAACAACGAAGACGACAAAGCCAGUGGCGAUGCAAUGUCAGAAGGGAAACCAGAGCCUGAAGAACCCGAGCCACCGAAGAUACCUGAUGUGGAGUUAAUAGUAGACGGUUUUGGUUUCAUGCCGAAAGACUAUCCGUACCCAGCGAAGAGUCGAACUUCUAAUGUGUUCUCACAGUCAUCGAAAGCUUUGAAGGAAAUUAAAGCCGCUAAUCACCAAGAACAAAGUCCUUGUGCUUCAAGUACUAACAUAGAUAUAGUUAGAAGGUACACGUGGAAAACUAAAAACAGGAUGCUAGUUCAGAUAAUUUCGUUUGGUGCCACAAUGACAUCAAUCCAAGUGCCCGACAGAAAAGGUGUACCUGACGACGUGAUUGCUGGAUUCGAUACAUUUGAAGAGUAUUUGCAGCCAAGGAAUCCUUACUUCGGCGCAACAAUCGGACGUUACGCAAAUAUCAUCCGAGAUGGUACAAUGGUUGUGAGACCUUCUGGGAAAAUGUACAUGCUGUCGACGAACCACGGACGCGAUCAUUAUAACGGUGGCUACGUGGGGUUCGACAAGGUUAAUUGGCGUUCCUAUGUCACUGGGAAUAAAGUAAUAAUGAGCCAUGUUUCCGAACGAUUCCAUGAAGGUUAUCCUGGCACCAUGAUGGCCCAAAUCUGCUUCGAAGUGACGUGUGAUAAUACAAUCAAGAUUGAAAUGAAAUGCACGACAAGCGAGCCCACCAUUGUUAAUCUCAGCAACGCUUUGUACUUCAAUUUAGCGGGCCAUCACGCUGGAUCUGUCUGCACGUACGAUCAUAUAUUUACAAUCAACGCUGACAAAUACACGGCGGUGGACGAUGAUGGUCUCAUUACAGGUGAAAAGAAAAUAGUGGGAGGUACACCGUAUGACUUCAGAGUGCCUCGAGUGUUAAGUACUGUGCUGCCUAAGAUACCGCAAGGCGGUUACGACAUUAACUUCUGUAUCACUCAAGGAACUGAACAAGACCUCACUUUUCAAUCUAGGGCACUUCAUCCCGGUACAGGCCGAGUACUCGAGGUCUACAGCAACCAACCUGGUAUGCAGUUCUAUACUGGAAACCUUCUGCCUGAUCCUGAUAAAAUUAUUGAGGAACCUGUGGCAGACGACCGGGAUGAAGGCGAGAAUGCAGAGAGCGUUAGCAGUGUGUCAAGUGUGAACGAGGGAGAUAUGAGAGAAGAAGGGAGCGAGGGUAAAAGGAGCUUUGGAUACGUGCCGCUGCUUGGGAAACAAGGUGCCAUCUACAAAAAACAUGGGCUCUUCUGCCUGAUGCCGCAGAAUUAUCCUGAUGCUAUUAAUCACAAAAACUUUCCGAAUUCUGUGUUGAACCCAGGUGAAGUGUACGUCCACAAAAUACAAUACAAAUUUGGUAUAUUAUUGGGAAAGUAUGUAUAAAAAUGGAAAUAUGUAAUAAAUAUAAAAUUGUAAGCUUAAUGUAUAAAAAGUGUAAUUAUGUCAAAUAUAGUAUUGUGAUGGUA